Messenger RNA from Lipotes vexillifer (Yangtze River dolphin), 1427 nucleotides. RefSeq names its product charged multivesicular body protein 7-like. Gene Ontology annotation, biological process: late endosome to vacuole transport via multivesicular body sorting pathway; vesicle budding from membrane. The record is from RefSeq and is a predicted model, not a curated record. The annotation marks the transcript as partial. Gene Ontology annotation, cellular component: multivesicular body; cytoplasmic side of plasma membrane; ESCRT III complex. The transcript is spliced from 8 exons. NCBI's taxonomy places the organism in Eukaryota, Metazoa, Chordata, Mammalia, Artiodactyla, Lipotidae.
CGAUCAGGGCCCGCAAGCACCUUUCACUUUCCCUGCAGGAGAAGGCUGAGGAGGUGUAUCGUCUGUAUCAGAACUCCCCUCUCUCCUCGCACCCUGUGGUGGCCCUGUCGGAGCUGAGCACCCUCUGUGCGGGCUCCUGUCUGGAUGAGAGGACCUUCUACUUGGUGUUGCUGCAGCUGCAGAAAGAGAAGCGAGUCACCGUCCUUGAGCAGAAUGGGGAGAAGAUUGUGAAGUUUGCCCGGGGCCCACAUGCCAAGGUCUCUCCUGUCAACGACGUAGAUGUCGGGGUUUACCAGCUGAUGCAGAGCGAACAGCUGCUGUCGCGCAAGGUGGAGUCCUUAUCCCAGGAAGCAGAGAGGUAUAAAGAAGAAGCCCGCCGGGCAUGCCGAGCAGGAAAGAAGCAGCUGGCCCUGAGGUCUCUCAAGGCCAAGCAGCGGACGGAGAAGCGCAUCGAAGCCCUGCAUGCCAAGCUGGACACUGUUCAAGGCAUCCUGGACCGGAUCUAUGCCUCACAGACAGAUCAGAUGGUUUUCAAUGCGUAUCAGGCUGGGGUAGGAGCACUGAAACUGUCCAUGAAGGAUGUCACGGUGGAGAAGGCAGAGAGCCUUGUGGAUCAGAUCCAAGAGCUGUGUGACACCCAGGACGAAGUUUCUCAGACUCUGGCUGGUGGGGUAACCAACGGCUUAGACUUUGACAGUGAGGAACUGGAGAAGGAAUUGGACAUCCUCCUUCAGGACACCACCAAAGAACCUUCGGAUCUGCCCGACAACCCCCAGGAGACGUUUUAUACCAACAGUGUGCCUAACCCUAGGAUCUCGGACGCUGAACUUGAAGCUGAACUUGAGAAACUGUCCUUAUCAGAGGGAGGUUUGGUCCCAAGCAGUAAAUCUCCAAAAAGACAACUGGAACCGACUCUAUAAAGCCAUUGUAGGACCCUCAAGUGAAGGACCCUCGUGUCAAAGAGAGACCAGGCUUGUGUGUGUGUACAUAGUUAUUUAUACGAGAAACUCUCGGAAUGUGUUGGAAAGAGGAGGAAGGACAACCACUCUGAUGUAUCUGGAUGCUGCCACUUACUACGGGACAGAUAGAAUUUCUGGAAGCGUGCUCGCGAGGCAUGCUGCCAGCUGGGCUCAUGGCCCUGCAUUCUCAUCUUCAUAGUGCCACAGUUUAUACAGUUCUGUGUUUGCCCUGUCAUCUUUCAUAGCCUGCGGCUCCUGCCAUGGGCUCAGUUAGGUUUGUCUUCCCCCACCAGCUUUGUUCCAGCCAGCGAAGGCGAAAGACUCGUGCAGCUUUGCCAAAUCAAAAUCUGUCCUCGUCCCCCACCCUCACUGUGUUUAGAGGAGUUUAUUCUGUCCAUAGGUCCGUUACACAGCGCUUCCCAGCCCCUCUCUGUUUCCAUUGGUAGCGAGAGGAAGGAGAAUCAAACA